Molecule: messenger RNA, 2322 nt
Organism: Gadus macrocephalus (Pacific cod)
Lineage: Eukaryota; Metazoa; Chordata; Actinopteri; Gadiformes; Gadidae
Gene: cyp17a1
Product: steroid 17-alpha-hydroxylase/17,20 lyase
Exons: 8
Coding region: 114-1631 (505 amino acids)
Biological process (GO): hormone biosynthetic process; progesterone metabolic process
Molecular function (GO): heme binding; iron ion binding; steroid 17-alpha-monooxygenase activity
Source: RefSeq, a predicted model, not a curated record
CAUCCCUGUCUAAAGUCAUUCUGCAGCAUUUCCUUCACCGCGAUUAUUGGCCUAAAUUAAAUAAAAAUAACAAUUUGAACACUGAAUAAUAUUUCUUCAUCAGUGUCGUCAACAUGGGCUUGCUUUUAUUCCUUUUUGUGUUCUUGGUUGUUCUGAUAGCUUUGUUGCUGCUUGUGAAGCUGACAGGAUCGUCGAAGGGCCACGGGGGACCCCCACACCUGCCGGCGCUCCCGAUCAUCGGCAGUCUGCUCAGCCUGCGCAGUGACAGCCCGCCACACAUCCUCUUCCAGAGUCUGCAGGAGAAAUACGGACCGACGUAUUCUCUAAUGAUGGGCGCGCAUAAACUGAUCCUGGUCAACCACCACGUGCACGCCAAGGAGGUUUUACUGAAGAAGGGGAAGAUAUUUGCCGGGAGACCCCGAAGUGUCACCACAGAUGUACUGACCAGGGACGGGAAAGACAUCGCGUUCGGGGACUACGGUCCCACCUGGAGGUUCCAUCGGAAGAUCGUGCACGGAGCCCUGUGCAUGUUCGGGGAGGGCUCAGCCUCCAUCGAGAAGAUCGUUUGCCAGGAGUCGCAGUCUCUGUGCACCGCCGUAUCCGAGGCGGCCUUGCGCGAUCUGCCGCUGGACCUGGCACCGGAGCUCACGCGGGCGGUCACCAACGUGAUCUGCGCGCUCUGCUUCAACUCCUCGUACCGCCGGGGCGACCCGGAGUUCCAGUCCAUGCUGGGCUACAGCCAGGGCAUCGUGGACACCGUGGCCAAGGACAGCCUGGUGGAUAUCUUCCCCUGCUUGCAGAUCUUUCCCAACGCAGACCUGCGCCUUCUCAAGGACUGUGUAGCGGCCAGAGACAGUCUUCUGCAGAAGAAAUAUGAUGAACACAAAGCCGACUACAGCGACCACGUGCAGAGGGACCUGCUGGACGCCCUGCUGCGGGCCAAGCGCAGCGCGGAGAACCACAACCUGACGGAGGCCGUGGGGCUGAGCGACGACCACGUGCUCAUGACUGUCGGCGACAUCUUUGGCGCUGGCGUGGAAACCACGACGACCGUGCUCAAAUGGGCCGUCGCCUACCUCAUCCAUUACCCACAGGUGCAGAAGCGUAUACAGGAGGAGCUGGACAGCAGGGUGGGCCGUGACCGGACCCCCCAGAUCAAAGACAGGGGGAGUCUGCCUUACCUGGAAGCCACCAUCCGGGAGGUGCUGCGGAUCCGCCCCGUCGCCCCCCUGCUCAUCCCCCACGUGGCCCUCGCUGACACCAGUAUCGGAAACUUUGCUGUAAGCAAAGGUGACCGGGUCAUUAUUAACCUGUGGUCACUGCACCAUGACGAAAAGGAGUGGAAAAAUCCAGAAAUCUUUGACCCAGGUCGUUUCCUGGACGCAGAGGGCUCGGGUGUGGCGCUCCCGUCUCCCAGCUACCUGCCGUUCGGUGCGGGCGUGCGGGUGUGUCUCGGGGAGAGCCUGGCCAAGAUGGAGCUCUUCCUCUUCCUGUCGUGGACGCUGCAGCGUUUUACCUUCUCCGUGCCGGCGGGCCGGCCGCUGCCAAGCCUGGAGGGGAAGUUUGGGGUAGUUCUGCAGCCCGCCAAGUACGAAGUCCACGCCACACUGCGAGCGGGAUGGGAGUCCUGAUAGCCAGCUAGGAGGCGACCACACACUGGGGUUACCUGGUGUCGGGUUUGAUAUCAGGAUUGUUUUGGGCGACUCAGUCUUCUUUUUCUAAUGUAUCUGUAAAAGGGGGCUGGGAACAAUUCGUAAACGUUAUAGGCUCAGUAUCAUGAAAAGAGGGUCCAUUUCGAUUACGUUUGAGUUUUUCACCAAAAUCAUCGCAAACAUUUUGGCUAAGCUAUGGUUAAGCAUUAAGAUAUGCAUGGCGACUUGAGUCCGAGGAUCUUCACAGACGUGUGGACGGAGGCGUAUAAACCUGACUUUAUUGGAGUGUGCUGCGCUUCCUUUCAGUUCCGUCCGCUGUUCGAUGAGAAGUAUAUCACUCACAUUUCGAUACGAAAAAACGCCACACAAUUUAGCCAUGGCAUAUCGAGUGGCAAAUAACAGUUGAAGGGUGCAUCAUUGUGCAGCGUAUUCUCAGAAUCACUAGUAAAUUGUGGGACUUGUUCGUAUUCUAAACUCUUGAAUGCUAAUAUGUUGUAGAUACAUUUUCUAAUAAUCAGGCGUUACACAAUUAUCGGUCAAUAACAUCAUUUAAUCAUUUAUACAAUCCCAAAAACAAUAAACAUAAUAAAAAAAAAAAGGAGAAAUUUAGUAAUUCAUUACACAGAUAACAAAAUGAGCUUAAAGACAGAAAAACACCUGGCACCAGCAA